AUGAAGUUCUCGCACUCGUUGAAAUACAAUGCGGUACCGGAAUGGCAGGACUAUUACAUCGACUAUUCGCACUUGAAGAAGUUGAUUUACUCGUUGCAGCAGCAGGAGCUGGACCAACUGGAAGGGUUGGGCAACGAGACUACCGGGGAGUCUGGUAGCAAGAUUGGUGGGAAGCUAGGAGCGCUAAAGUUUUGGAAAAAAGGCAGCAGCAGUAGUGCUGGUGGUGUCUUGGACGAAGAAGGCCAGGUGGGCAAGAACUUCAACGGGGACGACGAUGCCAAUGUCGAGACCAUCGAGUUGGGCGAGUACCAUGCGAACAGGAAACAGGGCAGGAGUAGCAGUGGUGGUAACGGAAACGGCAGAAAGCUGAAGUUUGGGUUCGAUUUCGACAAGCGGUCGUCUGUGUCGAGCGAACGCACCGUUUUCAACUCACAGGACGUGUUCCUCGCCAAGCUCACUGAUGAGAAGCACAAGAUUGACGAUUUCUACAAGAGAUUGGAGGCUAAGCUCUAUUCCAAAUUUGAAACGCUAACGAAGGAUUUGGAAAAAGCUGGUUUUGCCAACUUGCAAAACCACGUCUACCGCGAGGCCAUGGAGUCGCAAUCGUUGAGCGCGGUCGCUACCAGAACCAAGAGCAACGAGACUGGGUUUUCGGGACUGUCCAGACGUCUGUCGGGCCACUCGCAAACCGCUCGCCUCGACAGUAACGGAAUGAUUGACGAUUUCAUCGACGACGACGAGGAAGAAGAAGAAGAGGAAGAAGAGGAAGAGGAAACCAGAGACAACACAGCGUUGUUGAACUACUCGGACUACAACUUGAAGUCACAAAAGAAGGCUAUCCUCAAGAAGAACGUGAUAGAUUUAUACGUCGAUUUGGCCCAGCUAAAGUCUUUUAUAGAGUUGAACCGCAUCGGUUUUUCCAAAAUUACUAAAAAGUUCGACAAAGUGCUAGGUUGCAACGUAAAACAAGAGCUCAUCGAAUCCGGCGAAUUCUUCAAAGACGCACACAUCUUUUUGCCAGAAACUAUCUCGCAACUGGAUAACAAAAUUUCCCACCUAAUUUCUUACUACGCCGUCAUCACUGAUCAAGAAGACGACAUCGAAACCGUCAAGGAUGAACUAAGGUCCUACUUGCGUGAUUUCAUCGUGUGGGAGAGAAACACCGUAUGGAAGGACUUGCUUGGAUUGGAGUCCCAGCAGAACGAUUUCACUUCUGUAGGAAGACCAGCAGUUAAUGGUGAAAUUAGUAACUUGGAAAACAACACCCAUUUGGAAUACUACUCUUACACAUUGCCUAACCCAAUCUCGUUCAAGUGGUUCACUAUCGAAAAGCUUUCUAUUCCAAAGCUUUUCUUCACCACAAGAGCACUAAAAAUUUACAUCAUUAUCGUUUUCACUAUCAUUCUAUUGGCUGUUAAGACCUUCAAUGACGAAGCACAACACCGUUGUAUGGCAUUGGUGGAAUGUGUUGCUUUGCUAUGGGCAACUGAAGCAAUCCCGCUAUUCGUCACUGCUAUCUUUGUUCCUCUAUUAGUGGUCUUGUUCAGAGUGUUGAAGGAUGAUAGUGGCCAUGUCAUGCAUGCCGUUGAUGCGUCUAGUUACAUUCUAGGUAAAAUGUGGUCCUCUACAAUUAUGGUGUUGUUGGCUGGUUUCACAUUAGCCGCUGCAUUGUCAAAGUACAACAUUGCCAAAGUUUUGGCCUCCUAUCUAUUGACAGCAGCUGGUACCAAGCCAAGAAAUGUUUUAAUUGUUGUUAUGGGAGUUGUCUUCUUCUUGUCAAUGUGGAUUUCUAACGUGGCCUCUCCAGUGCUAACGUACUCUUUGAUCCAAACCGUGUUGAGGACACUUACAAGCGAAACUCCUUUCGCAAAGGCUUUGAUUCUAGGUGUCGCCUUGUCUGCAAACGUGGGUGGUAUGGCUUCUCCAAUUUCCUCCCCACAAAAUGUUAUCGCCAUGGACUAUCUAAAACCAUACGGUAUCGGAUGGGGUAACUUUUUCGCAGUCGCACUUCCCGUUAGUAUUGUUUCUAUUUUCCUCAUCUGGUUGUUGAUGAUCUUUACGUUCAAGAUUAAUACAACAACGCUAAAACCUUACAAGCCAAUCAAGGAGAAGUUUACUUUGAAGCAGUAUUACAUUAUGGUAGUAACAGUGGUUACAAUCAUCUUGUGGUGUGUUCUUUCCAAGAUCGAGAGUGCGUUUGGUGCUGCUGGUGAAGUUGCCGUUAUUCCAAUCGUGCUUUUCUUCGGGACCGGUUUGCUAACCACACAGGAUAUAAACAACUUCCCAUGGUCUAUUGUUAUCUUAGCCAUGGGUGGUAUCGCAUUAGGUGCUGCAGUUUCAUCGUCCGGUCUUCUUGCUACUAUUGCCGGAGCCCUACAAAAGAGAGUUAUGGAUUACUCAACCUACGCCGUCUUGUGCAUUUUCGGAAUAGUCAUGUUAGUUGUCGGUACCUUCGUUUCUCAUACAGUUUCCGCAAUCAUCAUUCUACCAUUGGUCCAAGAAAUUGGUGACAGUUUACCAUCGAAAAAGGCUGCUCCUAUCCUUGUGUUCGGAUGCACUCUCUUGGCUUCUUGUGGUAUGGGUCUUGCAUCGUCUGGUUUCCCUAAUGUUACCGCCAUUUCCAUGAUGGACGAAGUGGGAAAUAGAUAUCUAUCAGUCAACAAUUUCAUCACAAGAGGUAUUCCCGCUUCCCUCUUGGCUUUCGUUGUUGUCAUAACCAUCGGUUAUGGUAUCAUGUCAACAGUUUUGCAUGGCUAA
Molecule: messenger RNA, 2757 nt
Organism: Kluyveromyces marxianus DMKU3-1042
Lineage: Eukaryota; Fungi; Ascomycota; Saccharomycetes; Saccharomycetales; Saccharomycetaceae
Gene: PHO90
Product: SPX domain-containing inorganic phosphate transporter
Exons: 1
Coding region: 1-2757 (918 amino acids)
Biological process (GO): monoatomic anion transmembrane transport; phosphate ion transport; polyphosphate metabolic process
Cellular component (GO): membrane
Molecular function (GO): phosphate transmembrane transporter activity
Source: RefSeq, a predicted model, not a curated record